CUACCCUAAAUCAAGCAACGUCACGCUUCCAACCUGCACGUGGUACAUCAAGUGAUUUAAAAAGUGUUUUGCAGGAAGCUUGUCUUUUUGAUUAAGUCAAUUGAAUUUUAAAUUCUGUGUUGUGUAGUUCAAUAAGCGUUUGUUGUAUUUAUUUUAUAAGCAUAUAAAUAUUAGAUAGUAAUCUAAUUAUAAUGUUAUUGAAUAAGGUUAUCAACUCAACAUUCCGGCAUACAUGCCGGUUAAACAGUCGACUCUUUUCAAGUAAUGUUACUGAACUAAACCAUCUAGAAAAAACAUUAAAUCAAGUUAGUCUUCUUGGGAGAGUUGGAGGAGAUCCUCAAAAAAGAGGUUCAGAAGAGCAUCCUGUAGUUAUUUUUUCUCUUGCUACACAUACUAAUUAUAAAGUCGAGGGCGGCGAUUAUGUUCAACGUACUGAUUGGCACAGAAUAUGCGUAUUUAAACCUUUUCUUAGAGAUACCGUUUACACUAAUUUAAAAAAAGGCCAACGAGUGUUAGUCAAUGGACGAUUAAGUUAUGGUGAAAUAAAGGAUGAUAAUGGGAAUCAAAAGACCACUACAGCAAUCAUAGCUAAUGAUGUAAUAUUUUUCCCAUUCCAAAAAAGUUAAAUUGUAUAUAAAUAUGCUAGAGGUUUUUGAUAUAAAUAUUUGAAGUAUAUUUUUUGC
Chelonus insularis is the source of this 683-nucleotide messenger RNA. RefSeq names its product mitochondrial single stranded DNA-binding protein (gene mtSSB). The coding region runs from base 192 to 626 and encodes 144 amino acids. Gene Ontology annotation, biological process: positive regulation of helicase activity; mitochondrial DNA replication. NCBI's taxonomy places the organism in Eukaryota, Metazoa, Arthropoda, Insecta, Hymenoptera, Braconidae. The transcript is spliced from 5 exons. The record is from RefSeq and is a predicted model, not a curated record. Gene Ontology annotation, molecular function: single-stranded DNA binding. Gene Ontology annotation, cellular component: mitochondrial nucleoid.